AAAGCUCUUUUCUCUGAGUCUUUUAAAGUUGUCUUCUUUUAGUCAUUUUGAGCUGAUUUGUCUCUGGAUUGAAAACUUGAACACACCAAAUCUACAUGGACGAAGCAGACAGCUUUGUCCCGUUUCAGGGCAUAAAGAAGGAUGUCAAAGGGAGACUCAAAUGCUACAAGCAAGAUUGGAUCAGUGGUCUCAGAGCUGGAUUUAGGAUUCUGGCACCAACAACUUACAUAUUCUUUGCAUCCGCUAUUCCGGUGAUUACUUUUGGAGAACAGUUGGAAAGAGAUACUGAUGGGAAGAUUACUGCUGUUCAAACCUUAGUUUCGACAGCAUUGUGUGGAGUGAUUCACUCCAUUAUUGGUGGACAACCAUUGUUGAUUCUUGGUGUUGCAGAGCCUACUGUUAUAAUGUACACCUUCAUGUUCAAUUUCGCUAAAAGUAGAACGGAUUUGGGCUCUAAUCUCUUUCUCGCGUGGACCGGAUGGGUUUGCUUGUGGACGGGGCUGUUGUUGUUCUUGUUAGCUGUAUUAGGCGCUUGCACCUUCAUCAGUCGAUUCACUCGACUUGCCGGGGAACUGUUUGGUAUCCUAAUAGCCAUGCUUUUCAUGCAAGAAGCCAUUAGAGGCAUUGUGGAUGAGUUUGGUGUUCCCGGAAGAACAAAUCCAAGAUCAACUGAGUUUCAACCUGCUUGGGUGUUUGCAAAUGGAAUGUUUGGUUUGGUUUUGUCUUCUGGACUUCUGUAUACUGCACUGAAAAGCAGAAAAGCAAGGUCUUGGAGAUUUGGUGCUGAAUGGUUACGCGGGUUUGUAGCAGAUUAUGGUGUUCCAGUGAUGGUGGUAGUGUGGACUUGUAUAUCAUACAUACCUUGGAAAAGUGUUCCUCAAGGGAUACCAAGACGUCUUGUUAGUCCUAAUCCAUGGUCUCCUGGUGCAUAUCAGAAUUGGACUGUCAUUAAGGAGAUGGUGGAUGUGCCUGUGCUUUACAUUAUAUUAGCGGUUGUUCCAGCGUCAAUGAUUGCGGUUCUUUACUACUUUGACCAUAGUGUAGCUUCGCAGCUCGCACAGCAGGAAGAUUUCAAUCUGAGAAGGCCUCCUGCUUACCAUUAUGAUCUGUUUCUUCUAGGUUUCUUGACAAUCCUUUGCGGUCUCAUCGGGAUUCCUCCAUCCAAUGGUGUCAUCCCUCAGUCUCCAAUGCACACAAAAAGCUUGGCAACACUGAAUCACCAGUUACUUCGAAACAAACUCGUGGCAGCUGCACGUAAAUGUAUCAGAAACAAUGCAACAAUAGGAGAAGUCUAUGUAAGCAUGGAAGAAGCUUACCAACAAAUGCAGAGCCCUCUGAUACACCAAGAGCCUUCUCGGAUUCAGGGGCUCAAACAGUCACAUACUCAAAAGGCUUCAAACGCCGAUGCCCUUGUCGAUGAAACAGUGUUCGAUAUAGAGACGGAAGUCGAGAAUAUACUGCCAGUGGAAGUAAAAGAACAAAGAGUAAGUAACUUUCUUCAAGCUAUGAUGGUGGCUGGAUGUGUUGCAGCAAUGCCUUUAAUCAAAAGAAUCCCAAGCUCAGUUCUUUGGGGUUACUUCGCUUACAUGGCAAUCGAAAGCCUCCCAGGGAAUCAAUUCUGGGAAAGGAUCGUGCUUCUCUUCACUGCCCCAAGCAGAAGAUUCAAAGUUCUCGAGGAUAAUCAUGCGGUGUUUGUUGAAACGGUUCCGUUUAAGACAAUGGCGAUGUUUACUCUGUUUCAAGCGGCGUACUUGCUGGUCUGCUUUGGGAUCACGUGGGUUCCGGUGGCUGGAGUUUUGUUCCCGUUGAUGAUAAUGUUUCUUGUUCCGGUUAGACAAUAUGUGUUGCCUAAUUUCUUCAAAGGAGCUCAUCUUCAAGACUUGGAUGCUGCAGAGUAUGAAGAAGCACCUGCUAUCUUAUCAUUCAAUCUCAAACCGGAAGGGGAAGUGAGCCGUGCAACGUCGUUUGCGGAUAGUGGAGAAGUGAUGGACGGAAUGUUUACGAGAAGCAGAGGAGAGAUAAGGAAAGUGAGCAGCUUGAAACUCGGUGGAGGAAGUGGAUCGACGGUAGGUUCGCCUGCGGGAGGAGUGGAGUUGAUGAGAAGAGUGGUGAGUUUUCAGAAUCCAAGAGUGUCAGAGAAAGUGUAUAUCCGGAGCUUAAGCGAUUUCAGAGGAGGAGGAGAGACUAGUCCAAGGUCUCCCGCUGGAAGAGCUCCGUUCAGUCCACGAUCCGCUGCGGGAGGAGGAGGAGAACAGAGACUUUCUAAUUUAGGAAAGUCUGUUUAGUAAACAGUAUAGUAUAGUGUUCUCUCUCUAUUCAGAUUUGUUCUAACCAACCAAUCCUAUAUAGCUAAGUUAUUCCAUUUGUCUGUCAUUAUGAGAUUUAAGAAAUGAAAAAGAGAUUA
Messenger RNA from Arabidopsis arenosa, 2404 nucleotides. The record is from the annotation of a GenBank genome assembly. NCBI's taxonomy places the organism in Eukaryota, Viridiplantae, Streptophyta, Magnoliopsida, Brassicales, Brassicaceae.